GACACCGGCCUCUUAUCGAUUUGGACGCUAGUGGAAACGAGUGUGAAGCAUUACGAUUUUGCUACGUCGAAAGCAGCUGAUACCCAACAUAGUCGCAAACGAGGCACAAUAUCUAUGUUAAACUCCCGCUAUGAGUAUAGUUCACCGUGGGCUCGUGUGAAAUUAAUACAGAGUGCGAUUUGCGAUCUACGCGACUACUUAGAGCGUGGUCUGCGACGCAGCCAAACUCAGUUCGAGCUGACCAAGCAACUAUUUCAAAAGGAAAUAUACAGCGACGAGAUCUUACGCGAGCUGCACGGCACAAAAUCGGCGCAGCAACAGCGGCAACAAUUGCAGGGCUUGCGCUUCACCGGCAUCGACACCGGUUGUGAGCGC
This is a messenger RNA of Bactrocera oleae (olive fruit fly), 375 nucleotides long. Lineage: Eukaryota; Metazoa; Arthropoda; Insecta; Diptera; Tephritidae. The record is from RefSeq and is a predicted model, not a curated record.